This is a messenger RNA of Ostertagia ostertagi, 270 nucleotides long. The record is from the annotation of a GenBank genome assembly. NCBI's taxonomy places the organism in Eukaryota, Metazoa, Nematoda, Chromadorea, Rhabditida, Trichostrongylidae.
AUGAAACAAGUGGCACAACAAGAUGCUGAAAAGGCUCGUUAUCUUGUAGAGAAAGCUGAACAAAUGAAAAUCGCAGCCAUUACCACUGCUGAAGGAGAUGCACAAGCCGCCAAAUUGCUCAGCAAGGCGUUCGCGGAUGCUGGCGAUGGACUCAUAGAGUUGAGAAAGAUCGAAGCUGCUGAGGAGAUAGCUGAGCGUAUGUCCAAAGCAAAGAACGUCACAUAUUUGCCGGGAAAUCAAAACGUACUGCUCAAUCUGCCACAACAUUAA